This is a messenger RNA of Pogona vitticeps (central bearded dragon), 3533 nucleotides long. Its product is annotated as calpain-2 catalytic subunit. NCBI's taxonomy places the organism in Eukaryota, Metazoa, Chordata, Lepidosauria, Squamata, Agamidae. Gene Ontology annotation, molecular function: calcium-dependent cysteine-type endopeptidase activity; calcium ion binding. Gene Ontology annotation, biological process: proteolysis. Gene Ontology annotation, cellular component: cytoplasm. The record is from RefSeq and is a predicted model, not a curated record.
GCCCCGGCCUCGGAGGGGAGGUUUCCUACGAGGCUACUUGGCUGGCCCGCCGGCAGGGUGGCGUUUCUAGUCGACGGAGCAGCAGCCCCAGCCACGGCGGGAGAGAACCACCAUGUCUGGGAUUGCCGCUAAAGUCGCAAAGGACCGGGAGGUCGCCAAAGGGCUGGGCUCCAACAAAAGAGCCGUCAAAUACUUAAACCAGGACUUCCAGAGGCUGAGGGAAGAGCUCCUGGAGGCAGGGAAGCUCUUCCAAGACCCCUCUUUCCCUGCGGCUGCCUCUUCUUUGGGGUACCAGGAACUGGGGCCAAACUCCUACAAAACGAAGGGCAUCGUCUGGAAGAGACCGACGGAAUUAUGUUCCAAUCCUCAGUUUAUUGUUGGAGGGGCCACCCGGACAGAUAUCUGCCAGGGAGCUUUAGGCGACUGUUGGCUUCUGGCAGCCAUUGCUUCUCUCACUUUGAAUGAUGAAGUUUUGGCUAGAGUUGUCCCAAGUGAUCAGAGUUUCCAGGACAGAUAUGCAGGGAUCUUCCAUUUCCAGUUCUGGCAGUAUGGAGAAUGGGCAGAUGUGGUGGUUGAUGACCGAUUACCUACCAAAGAUGGAGAACUCCUCUUUGUUCACUCAGCAGAGGGGAGUGAGUUCUGGAGUGCCCUGUUAGAAAAGGCUUAUGCCAAAAUAAAUGGAUCAUAUGAGGCACUCUCUGGGGGAAGCACUACUGAAGGCUUUGAGGACUUCACUGGUGGAAUUGCAGAAUGGUAUGAGCUGCGAAAAGCACCACCGAACCUCUUCAAAAUCAUCCAGAAAGCUCUUCAAAAAGGUUCCCUCCUUGGAUGCUCCAUUGACAUCACAAGUGCUGCUGAGACAGAGGCAGUCACAACACAGAAGCUGGUCAAAGGACAUGCAUACUCGGUAACGGGUGCAGAAGAGGUCAAUUGCCGAGGAAGGUUGGAGAAGCUGAUCAGAAUUCGAAACCCCUGGGGUCAAGUAGAAUGGACUGGAAAAUGGAAUGAUAACUGUCCAAGCUGGAAUAAUGUUGAUCCUGAAGUGAGAGACAGACUAACCAGGAAACAUGAAGAUGGUGAAUUUUGGAUGUCAUUUACUGAUUUCCUGAAGCAUUAUUCUCGCCUUGAGAUCUGUAACUUGACUCCAGACACUCUGAGCAGUGAUAAGUACAAGAAGUGGAGCCUGAAUUUGAAGGAUGGGAAUUGGAGAAAAGGAUCCACCGCUGGUGGAUGCAGAAAUUAUCCCGAUACAUUUUGGAUGAAUCCACAGUAUUUGAUUAAACUUGAGCAGGAAGAUGAAGAUCCAGAUGAUCCUGAGAAAGGUUGUACCUUCCUGGUUGGCCUGAUUCAGAAACACCGUAGGAAGCAACGGAAGAUGGGAGAGGAUAUGCAUACCAUAGGUUUUGCCAUCUAUGAGGUACCUCAUGAGUACUUGGGACAAACCAACGUCCAUCUGAGCAAAAACUAUUUUCUAACUAAUCGGGCGAGGGAAAGAUCAAACACAUUCAUCAACCUCCGAGAAGUGUUAAACCGUUUCAAACUCCCCCCAGGGGAAUACAUCCUUGUGCCAUCCACUUUUGAGCCAAACAAGAAUGGGGAUUUCUGUCUCCGAGUCUUCUCUGAAAAGAAUGCAGAUUCGCAAGUUGUUGAUGAUGAAAUUGAGGCCAAUAUUGAAGAGAAAGAAGUCACUGAAGAUGAAAUUGAACCCAAUUUUAAGAAACUCUUUGGGCAGUUAGCUGGAGGGGAUGCAGAGAUCUCAGCCUUUGAACUGUGUAAUAUUCUGAAAAAGGUCAUGGCCAAACGCCAAGACAUUAAAUCUGAUGGUUUCAGCAUUGAAACAUGUAAAAUCAUGGUUGACCUAUUAGAUACCGAUGGAAGUGGUAAACUGGGGCUGAAGGAAUUUCAUAUACUUUGGACCAAGAUUCAGAAAUAUCAGAAAAUUUAUCGGGAAAUGGAUGUUGAUAAUUCCGGAACCAUGAACUCCUAUGAGAUGCGGAAAGCUUUACAACAAGCAGGAUUUAAACUGGAUUGUCAGCUGCACCAAAUCAUUGUGGCCCGUUUUGCAGACGAUCAGCUAAUAAUUGAUUUUGACAAUUUUGUUAGAUGUUUGAUUCGACUGGAAACCUUGUUCAAGAUAUUUAAGAAACUGGAUACUGAGAAAAACGGAUCGGUACAGAUGAAUCUUGCCACUUGGGUGUGUUUUACUAUUAUAUGAAGAAGCUAUGGAUCUCCAUUGAAGCUGUUUCUGGAACAUGAGCAACAAUUUCAGACUGAUAUUCAACAUGCAAAAACGAAGACGUUCCAAGACUACUGUUAAGAACAAAGCUGCUGAAGGAGAAGAAAUGUAUUUCUAAAAAUGAAUGCAUGGUGGAAGUUGGCACCUUCAGUAUAUAAGCUUUAAUUUAAAAAUGUAUUUCUAUUAUAUUUGCUUAAGAUUUUUCAUUUAGAAAAAGUAAUUUUAAAUUAAACCUUAAUGCAGAUAUUUAAGAAACUGGCAAAUGGCAAGUAGCUGUUACCUUAUGAAGAAGAGGUAUAACCUUUAAUUCUUCCUUUACAAAUUAGGCAUUAUAAAUACUAAACAUCUGAAGAAGCAUUCUGAUGCUGGUAGUGAAACAUAUUGCAAAAUUUUCAACCUCAGUUUAGAAUGGUUGAAGACCAGUGCUCAGAUCAAGCACAUAUCCAUAUUGAAUGAACGGCAUUUCCCUUGCCACAGAACUAUAAGAUGAUGAAAAUUACAAUGUUCUGUAGUUUUUAUAUUCUUCAAAUUACAUUUAAGUCUUAAGUGCUGUCUAGAUAUGAGCCCAAAGUACUUUGUGACCCUUCGACAGAAGUUCCUUUCCCCAACCCUCCCUCGCUGGCACAUCCACUUACCAGCUAGCGCAUGCUGCUCUGUCCCUCCCCAUCAUGCGAUCACCUCCUCCAGCAGCUGGCCACUCAGAUGAGGCAAGGCAGGAAUUCCUGCAGCACUGCCUUGGAGUGGCCAGCUGCUGGAGGAGAUGGAGAAGGGAUGUCUGGGCUCCUGCCCAGAUGGGAAGAUUAUGUGAUAGUGAGGGACACUGCACCACAUGCUGGCUAGUGAGUGGUGGAGCCAGUGAGGAGAUGGGAGAAAGGAAUGUGCAGUUGUGCUGCUGUGUAGACAACCUAUGAUGAAAGGGCACAAAGUACUUUGUGCUCAUCUCUAAUGCCAGUCUUUAAAAUGUGGAAUAUGAGUUCUUGAAUCAAAUUAGCUAUCAGAUCAAUCUGAUAAGAAAGACCACUGUACAACUCAAAUAAAAUAAAGAGAUUUGCACUUGUUCAUCAUGCAACAAAAUUGCUGCCAGAUUCAUCGGCAUCUGCUGUGAUUUAAUGACCGAAAGUAGGUAUAAUUAGAAAAUGUGCUAUGUUGUAGGAGAAACAGACAACUAAAUUAUGUAACGGCAUUCCCUUUUCACUAGUGACUUAAUGCAGGACAUUUUUAAAACAGCUUUCAGAAAAUCAGCCAAGCUAAUAACUGCAACUACUGAGAAUUGAAUAAAUUUCUUGGGAUUACAUAA